GACAACAUUUUCCACCUCAAAUAAUUCAGAAGAUACCUGAAUCCAUACUCUACAUGUGUACGAAAACCGAUUUUGAAAAUAUUGCUUCGUUAUUUAAUAAAAAAUCGAAAACCGAAAAAAUGAGAAAAAACUUCCAGUUUCGCCUUAAGGACAAGAUAUUUGGAGCACAUAACUCAAAUUUUCUAGAUCACCGUUAAAUGAAUUUGGAUGAAAAUGCAUCAUGAUGGUUUAUCAGUCAUUGUCAACAUCGGAAUGCAUUUCAGCUAAAUCCGUUUAUCGAUUCUCUAUUUUGAGAAAUUUUAUUUCGAGAAAUUUUAUCUUGAGAAAUUUUAUCAAAAUUAAACAUAAUCUAGCAUCCUCAAAAACUUUUUUCAAUUUUUUUUCAGAAUAUCCCAUAACUUUGCAGAAUACCGAUUUGCUGGGACAGAACACCUUCACAAUAAUACUAAAAGAGGUUGCUCCAAAAAACACAUCAAUUUUUAGGUAUUGCCAUGUAUCAAAUUGUUUUUGAAAGAAUGUUGGCUCCUGUCAGAUGCAUUAGGAGGAAUUAGGGCUGCCACAUACGUGGGUGUGAACGACCGGUUCAAGUCAUACAGUAGUGUAUCAAAGCCUUUUGUCAAAUAGGUUUUUGCAACAUUUUUGGUGAGCGGAAUUUCUUAAGGACAGACUUGUUAGAAUCCCAAAAUGGCCGCCACAAUGGCCGACUUUGGGACCUACUCACGAUUUCAAAGGCACAAAUCUCUUCGUAAACAAAACCAGCGCACCUGAUCUUCUUAUUUUGAGCUAAUUACUAGUGAGCAAGAAAAGAAUAAUAAAAUGCACUGGUGAUUGAAGCUUGCUUCUUGAGAUUUGUGCGUCUGAAGUUCUGAUGCACUGUUGAAGCGGGAUUUCAAGACGUUUGUCCUUAACAAAGAGAUUUUUUAGGUUGGUUUCCAAAUUCAUUUUAAAACUACUUCUGGAAGGCAUAAUUUUGGGGAUGUGACGAAACGAUCGUAGCUCAAAAUAAUAGCUUUCGCCUUGUUACAUUCUGUAGAAUUUCACAGAAUAUCAUUUCGAGAUGAAAUUGAGACUUUGAUGGUGUCCAGAAUCCAUUGAAAAUCGAUAUAGUGGAACUCCAAAUGUCACGUGAUUAGGGUGACCAAUUUCAAGAAAGGUUAGUCCAACAACCAAAAUAAAAACAAAAACUUUUUUUUUCAAACCAUUUGGCCGUUUUUAAUAAAAAAAAAUUUUAGAAGAAGAAAAAAAUAAAUAGGACAAUAAAAAUGCAAAUAUAUAAGUUCUUUCCUGAUCUCGGGACCAAAAGAGCAACCCGUUUUUAUACUUUCAUCAUAAAAUUCAUCCAUUCCAUAGAAAAUCGUUACAGUAUUGUUUAUUUAGAGAAAACUUUCCGUUUAACGGUAGAACGAAAAGCUACCACAGCUCUCAGACUACUGAUUAACUUAUAGGCAACAACCUUAGCGAUCAUUGUUUGUUGUUAGUUUUCAUAGCAUAUCAUUGUGCUUUGCAAGCAUGCUUUGAUGUGGCCAUCUGUUCCAAUGAUAGGAUGAUCAUGAACUGAUUGCGCUCAAAUUUUGCGCAGUCGUUCAGGACCCGCAGUAAAACAAAAAAAACUUGAACUGAAACUUUCAUGACCCACGGACAGAAAGAUCGAGUGAGUGAAAAAAAUCUUGAUCGUUAACGGAGCAUGUGAGGUACUCAUCACAGUAUUUCGUCCCUUACCGCGUUAAUGCAAGGCUCUGGCGGGCUAUCAACCAAAUUCGAGACGUGUUGCCUGCAAUGGAGAUGACUGUGCAGUAGCUUGGCAAAAUUAUCGACUUUGCGUAAUCGAAGUCCAACAUAAGCAAGUACCUUAAGCAGACCCUGUUUCGGCUUCGAAAGUAGAUGAACGAGGCUAAGCAAGAUCGCGAGAAACUCAUUGAAACUGCAGCAGUGUCAGAACCGACGAAAGCAAAGGUUACGACGUCUACCCAGACGGAGGCCUUUGCUUUCGUAGGUAGCCCAGAGAAUGUGGUGGAUGUUACUGUUUUUGAUAAGUGGGUGAGGUAGCCGUCAGGUGGGGAGUGGGACCCCAGCCUGGCGUCCCGGAAAGCUGGGAAGAGUGGACCUGAAUAGGCUGACCCGUUCCGGAUGGAAGGGAGCAGCAAGUUGCGACCGUUGUUAGACCCUCAGAAACCCCAAAGUAGGUCAGACCAGGGGGAGGACUCAUCUUGUACGACAGUUGAACGGAAGAGUAAGAAUGGCAAUCCGCUAAAUGGGCAGGAGCGUAAGGACACCAAACCCACGGGACGUAGGAGAGUACCCUGCCAACACGAAGUCGUAUAUGAUGUAGAAUAGGAUGCUAAAGUAGAGGCUAUAUGCGUACAUGCUCCCAUUUAAUCGCGUGUAAAGUGUACGCAUAGCGCCUCCACUGUAGCAUCCUAUUCAACAUCAUAUGCAAUCGUGUGUUGACUGGGUAGGUGUCGAGCGCGAGAAAGGUGACGCGCUCGUCAUCAAGACCAAACAGUCUAAGUAUUCGGACGACUUGAAGGCGAUGCAAAUGGACGCCAAGCUCGUAGAUCUAGGAGCCGACAUGCGCAGUAUUAGACGUACUCGAACGAAUGAAGUGACCCUCGAGCUCAAGCGCAACAAGGAGCGCAAGGGCACCGCCUACAAAAGUAUGGCGGAAGAGGUCCUUGGUGAAGGGGCGAAGUGAGGGCUCUUUCAGCGGAGGCGACUGUGAAGGUGAAGAUCCUAAACGAGAUCACCGAAGCGGAAGAGAUCUUCACGGCACUGUCGCAACACUGUGAAGUGCAGGUGGCCACCACAGCUGUUCGGCUACGGAAAGGCCUGCCAGGGACACAGGUAGCCUUGUUACCUAGCUUGUUACAGCUAUCUAUGGCGGACGCAAAUAAGCCCGUUAAAGUAAAGAAGCUUAAGGUGGGCUGGUCAUUAUGUCAACUAACCUUGCAUGAGCCACCGGAGGCUUGCUGCAGGUGUUUGGAACCAGGACACAAGUCAUGGGACUGCAAAGGCCCUGACAGGAACAAGCUAUGCGCCAAAGGCCAUAAGGCACAUGGCUGCACAAGCUGGUUGUAAUAGCAGGUGGCUUCAAUACCUAAGCCGUGGAAUUGGGAAGCCAUUUUACGAACCAGCGAGGUCAGAUCUUGUUAGAGACACUGGUCAUGCUAGAUGUCGAACUGAUUAAUAUCGGUACCAAAAGAACCUUUAGUCGGAACGGUGCGGAGCCGAUUAUUGACUUUACUUUUUGUAGUCCUGGUCUAACAAGUAGUUCGAACUGAAGAGCAAAAGAUGGCUACUCUCACAGUGAUGUUCCAAGUUUUUUUUAUAAUUUCUUCAGAAAUUUCCCCCUGAGUUUUUUCCACGGAUUCUUGCUGUGCUCCCUCAAGAAAUUCCAAUUGGGAUUCCUCCAGUUAUUCGUGCACGAAUUUCUUCGGAAAUUCCUAAUGGGUCUCUACAGAAAUUCUUCAUGGGAUUUCUACAGAAAUUUCUGAUGUGGUAAUUCCAAUAAUUUCUUAAGGAAUUUUACAAAAAAAAACAACGUUGUAUAUUGCGGUAGAAUGUCCUCCGUGGAUAUCUAAUAGAAUAUGGGAAUGUCUUCAAGCAUUCCUUCAGGAGUUCCAUUAAGAAUUUUUCCAAUAAUUUAUCUAGGCAUUCAAGAGUUAUUCUGGGAGUUUCUCGGGAAAUUCGUUCAAAAAUUCUUCCAGGGAUUUGUCAAAGAAUUUCUCUGGUGACUUUCUGCAGGGUUUCCUCUAAGAUUAUCCGAGCUUUUCCGUUACUGACGUUCUCACUCCCAGUAUCAAAUAAAACGAAUUCGCAUCCACUGCUGUCUACUGUCGUUUGAAGUUUUAAAGCUAUGUUCCAGUUGGAAGGGUCUCCAGUUAGCCGAGUGGUUAAGGCUAUGGAUCGCCAAUCCAGUCGGGAAAAUUUUCUCGACUCCCUGGGCAUAAUGUAUCAUUAUGUACUUGCCUCACAAUAUACAAAUUCAUGCAAUGGCAGGCAAAGAACGCCCUUCAAUUAAUAACUGUGGAAGUGCUCAAAGAACACCAAGUUGAAGCGAGGCAGGCCAAGUCCCAGUGGGGACGUAGCGCCAUAAAGAAGAAAAACCCAGUAGGAAUGUUAUGUCAAGAAUGAUAAAAAUUUCUAAUUUCAUUUCUUAUACAACUUUGAUACAGAAACUCUUGUAAAACUGCGAAUUUAGUCCUACAGAGCAUGCUUGAUUCCAGGAGGGGCGUUAUAUCAUAUAGACAUUAUAUUUAAACAACAAAAAAUUUGAACAAAAACAACAGAAGCAAUAAGUAUUUCAUUCGCCAAACAUCCUAAUAAUUCCGCAUAUCGCAUACCCUUACUUUCUUUGCUCUCUUGCCGUUUCUUAUCGUUCCUACCCAACUGCCACCCCAUUUCCUGUGUGUUGUAAAGGGGCGGUCAACCCGCUUUCCCCACCCAAGUGCCGCAUCCGUGCCAUCAAAAGAGAGCGCAUUUUCCAACACAAACAGAGAAGCGCGACGGCAGCAAGGGCGCUACGUCACCAAAACUUCUUGGGCUUUUCUUCUCUAGGGGGGCAGGCUGACUGGCUGACUCUGCUCAGUAUCUAGAAGUGUACGUGGACGAGCGGAACGUGGUUUCGGUUGCAGCGCCGGAAGUUUUCGACAGCGGUUAAUACAAAGUGUUAAAGUGCAACGUGCCUACCAAACAACCGCGGGGGCCUAAAGUGUGAAGUGUUCAGUUUCAGCGAACGUGACUUAUCGUCAAUCGGGCGCCCGAACCACGAUUGGCGCCCAACCACGACGAUUUUCGCGUAACCAUAUGGUAGCCUACUGCGGGAUGCGUUGAACCGUGGUGAACCAGCGACGCCUGCUGGGUCAGUGAUUUGCCGAAAAAGACACCAAAUAAUCCUACACUGACACAAAAGUGCACCGAAUUGUCGGGGGGAAAAGUGCCCAUCGUGUGGAUAGUGAGGUGCUAAAUGGACGGGAAGUGAAUUCAAAUAUUGGAUGUGUUUUUUUGCCUGUUCAGCUCACCUGAGUGAACCAUCAUCACCACCGCAUCGUCGGUAGUGUGCUAGAGCCACAGCAGCGGCGGCGCUGCGCUAUUUAUUAUCAUUUUUGUUCCGCGACCCUGAGAGUGCGGUGGCGGCGACCGACGGAGCGCAAGGCUUCAGUCAAAGUGUUUUGUAAAUAGUCAACUAGCUCCAGCACCGGAGGAGGGAAAAAGUGCCCGCUUCAAGCCUCCGGCCGCGCUCCGGAGCAGCAGCAAGCUCGGUGAUUGUUUGUGCGAUGGUGUGAUAUGUGGCCGUGCCGUACUGGACGCUAAUGGACAAGCGGCCAAAGUCAUCAUCAUCAACUGUCAACGGCGAGGCGGCGGCGGCGGUGCGGUGAUCUGCCGCCAUCUCGAGGAAGCGCUGCGGCAGUGGCAGUAACAGUGUGCCGCCUCUAGGGCUCCAGCAGGAGGAGGAGUGUGAAAGGGAAGAAAAACGUGGCAAGUGUAUAGUGGAGAAGCGCCGCAACGAGCAGGUGACGAAUAGAGCGCGGUGUGCUGGAAGUGUGCAAAAAAGAGAGUGACGAAGACGAGGGAAAGGGUGUUGUUUAUAGUUUAAGUAGCAAAAACAAUAGAAGUCGCCAGCGAGGCAGAUUGGGAGCACUUUGGAGCAGCACCGUCGUGUUAAGUUUUUUAAGGAAGGAGAACUUUACCCAUCGAAGCCAGUUUCAUCAUCAACCUCCAUAAAUCGUUUUCGGGAAGAAGACGACCGCAAAAGUUCAACCCCCUCACGGAACAUCGAACACACGGCGACGGGGCGCGGAGAACGACGCACCGACAGGACACACAGGAUUUUUUCGUUCACCAUGCGACCCGUGGUGCCACGGCCGGAAGUAACAGCCGAAACGCCGACUACGACGGCGACCGCAGAGGCAGGAAUAACAGACGAAUCGAAUUACUAGCGGGUACGAGUGGGGACGUGCCGGACGAGUCCUGAGCGUGGGAACCGCCAACAGCGAUCGAUGAAUUGACACACUGUACUUGUACGGGAAGCCCUCGGUAAGCCACCACCAGACUCCGCAAUGGAACAUCAUGGGUUGUUUACGGACAUAUCGAAUAGUUUCCCCGGCAGUGGAGUCCUGCCAAACACCAACGUGAAGUACCAUCACCACCUGCCGCAGAUCCCUCCCCAACCGCCGCCACCGCCAAGUACCGGACAGGGCGGAAAUCCGCAGUUGUUCCUUCCCCAACAGCAACAGCAGUCCCAUCAGCAGCCUCAUCAGCAGCAACAACAACACGUAGCAGGCUACGGUCAACAGCAACAGCAACAACACCAUCACCAACAAACGCAGCAGGCGCAGAGCCAGCACGUUGAGUCGGAUCCCCUUGGCAGCGGUUUGUAUCAUGACACUGCCGGGCUAUUCGAUGCAACUAGCGCCCUCUGUACCAACAAUAGCAGUAGUAACUAUAGUAACGUUAACAACAACGGUGGUAACGUAAACAAUAGCAAGUCCAUUGAAUUCACUUCGCGAAAGUUUGAAACCAAUACAGGCGAUAGUAUAACGUACAAUAUCAAUAACAUUAACACGAACAUCGUGAAUAACAUUAGCGGGGGGAGUUUGGGAACGAACGGUGUUCAAGGGUUGAACCCGACACAGGCCGCCAUCACUGGUGGUGGAUCGGACCUGCUCGGGAAUACCCAGUUUUCGGCCUCUGGCGGUGGUAACGCACAGAUCUCGUUUAGCAAAGAAGGGGAGACUAAUCCAACAAUCAUUAACAUUAACAAUAACAACCACAAUAUCAUGGCACCGCCCUAUCCAUAUCCUUAUCAGGCCAAGAUCUCCGGAAUGGGUGCGUUGAAUGAUUUGAAUACAAAGUUCGGAGCUACUCCCAGUUGGGCCGGAAAUGGUUCUACCCAUAGCGGCACUACUGAGUUUGCUAUCGAUAGUAGUGUAAUCAGCAAUUUUGAGGCUAAAAAUCCUACCAAAUACCAUACAAGUCGAAGCAGCUAUCGCUACCAGCAAGACUACGGGCAACCAGCUCAACAAGCGCAGCCUACUACGGCGCAUUACCAACACAACUACGGUUUGUAUCAUCCGGAGGGUGCGCAGGCAACUCCGAUUCAACAAUCGAAUGGUCACCAUGGCUACGAACCGUACCCACAAAUCGUACGCAGCAAGUAUCCAAUGAUGGAGGAAGUGAACCGCUAUGGUCGAACUCAUCAGGUUCACUCAGUUAACCAUUCGCAGAGUCACCAUGAUCUCAUGUACAACGAACGAUCUCGAUAUUCUAAUAACUUUCCCAGCGGCUACAUUCCCCCUGCAGCAGGUUACUAUCCCACGGCUCAACCGAAUAGCAAAAACGUGUUGAACCCUAGCGUGGACUACUUCAACAGCAACUACAUCAAGCAAGUCCCUCCGUUGAAUGUCCACCAAGCCAGCCACUACUUACCCAGCCGAACGGCUUACUCUCACCAAAAUCCCACUAUUCCCGGGUAUCAUCAUCACCAAAGCUACCUUAACCAUGCCCCUGCAUACGAAGAUCCCUACCGCCACAGAUCCCGACAUCACACGCACGUCCAGCAUCACUACAACGAUGGCCAUCAUGGUCAACAAAGCUACCCCAACUAUCCGGCCCCUGGCACAAACCUCGCUUAUCCUCAUAACCAAAAACUCCCCUUCAGUAAAUCCAUCAACGACUUCUACAGCCCUAGCGUUCCCACAAACACCGCACAUCACUAUCCCAUGCCCCUUACGAACCCAACAACUCCCACCGUACAUCACGCACCUCACUAUGGCAUCAAGUACACAUCGCAAACAAUCGUCCCUCCAAUGACGCAGCCAAAGCCCUCGAACCAUCCUGUCCCGACCUCACAACCUUCUCAAAAAUCCUCAAACAAUUGUUUCUACGACACACCCAAUCCCGUCAUCGAUAUGAACCACCCCUUGGUCGACCUGGAAGAGCAGAUCAACAGCAGUAAGAUCCUCAAGAGCAGUCGCGAAAGUUCCGGUUACGACACCAACCACGCUCUGAACUACGACUGUCAACAGAAGUACCUCAUGAAUCGGCACCUUUAUUCCAAAACCACCACCUCGUACUCCCAUACCCCAACCUCCACCGACGGAUACGUCCCCAACGGAGCCCACAUCAACCCCUCCGCAAACCUCACCAACUACGGCUACUCCAUAGAUGAAUUCGCCAUGGGAGCCCGUAACUACGCUAAUGACGAAAACCUCAAGGACAAGAACCUCCGCGACUACCUGAGCAGCUGGAACGAAACCGAAGAAGAGGACACCACCACCUCCACAAUCGCCACCGCCGAAAGGAAGGAAACCAACAACAAUCAACCUGCCCACCAGAACUUCGAGUCCUGCAAGUACCUGCAACAGGCCCUAGAAGAACAACUGCCUCCGCUACACGGUGGAGUCAUCGUGGCAAACGUUCAGAACGGCACGGGCAACCUGCCGGACAUCCUGAUCGACCUGGAGAAAACCAAAGACGACACUCCCAAGGUGGGCCAGGAAACGACCGAAGUCGGCGAGAAGCUGUACAUCCUGGAGACGUACGAUGUGCCGCACUCGGAGCUCAACAAGUACAAACACCUCAGCGUGAUCAACGAACUGCCGAAGAACGUGGUACCCAUCCACGAUAGUGCCGAUUCGCUCAAGUUCCUGGAGGAAAUCGAAUCCAACCGGGACAAGUACUACCAAACCGAGCUGGAAUCGGAAGUGGUGUACGACGAGCGCAAGAAGGACGAAGAGAAGAAGGAAGAACAGUCGAUGCCGACGAUUGUGCUGGAUGAUGAUGAUGAUGAUGAACCGGAAGCGGUGUUCGAGGAAAGCGCGGUUGUUGAGCAAGCUGAAUCAGUGGAGAAAGUCGCGCGGCAGGAGAAGGCAUCCGCAGAAGCAGAAGAAGUCUUACAAGCGAAGGAAGAACCGCAAAAGGAAGCCGACGGAGCCGACUUCAAGGUUCCUCACUACAUUCCGAAGUAUCGCAAGCGGCGGUACCACCACGAUGGGUACGACUAUCCACGCUUCCCGAAGCGUGCGCGCCGAUCCAGUAUCGAGGAUUUCCUGCACUGUGAGGUGAGGAUGCCCAAAUCACCGAAGCCACCGGUCCGGUACAAUGCGAAGCAGUUGUUCAGCAUUUGCGUGGCGGCACUGAAUUCGCGGGAGUACAGGCGGUACGCGAAGGCAGACUUGGCGAGGCGGCAGGAACUCGCGGCGAAGCAAGCGCUGGAGGAAGAUAUAGCGGAGAAGGUAGAUAAUGGAGAGGAAUUUCGGGACGAUGUGGUGCAAGAGAAGGUAGUGAUGCAAGAGACUUGUCAGGAAAUGCAUCGGAUGGAAGGUGACGUUCCCGUUCAAAUGGUGUGUCGCGAGGGAACUAAGGAGGAAGAGGUAAAUGAUAAGUCUACCGUUUCGGAUAGCUUCGACGAAAAGAUUGAAGUGAUGCAGUCGGAAACCCAAAUAGAAGAAUCAGCAACGGCGCAAGAUUUUAUGGAAGUUGUAGGAAGUCGUGAGGAGCAGAGCGAAGGAAACCAAACGACUGAAGGUGAGAGAACUUCACAGAAGUUACCUCAUAUGGAAAUCCCAGAAGAAGAUAAUUUCGAAGAGCCAGUCACAGCAACAGAGAAAAUAAACUUACCUGAAGCUAAGACGCUUGAAAAAGAAACUGUCCAAGAUGAAAGUGUUGCGCAGGUAGAAGAUGUAAAGGAUAACGAUACAAGGGAAGAGCUUGAAAGCCCCGUGAUCCAGGAAACUUCAUCGAACUCUAUGGAACAUCAACCCCAACCAGAUGAAAAUGCAGAAACUGUGAAACCUUUGGAAUCCACCAUGAUACAUGGAGAUGAAGAACGUGAAUCUGGAAAUGAUUCUUCGAUUGAAGAAGAAGAACACAGUGUAGCGGAAGACGCUACAGAACAUGCCAAGACUGAUGAUCCGGUGGUUCAACAGGCAGAGAAUGCUACUUCAGUUGAAGAGGAAGACAUGGAAACGGAAGAAAUGACAGAAUGUGUUAAAUCACCCGGCUUUAAUAACACGGAUCAAGAGUCUGAAAAAGCUACUCCAAUUGAAGUAGAAGACAGUGAAACUGAAGAAUGCACAAAACCUGCUGAAUCUAUUAGGAUCGAUCACAGUACGGAGCAAGAAUCCGUAAAGGCUACCCCAAUCGAAGUGGAAGAUAGUGAAACUGAAGAAUUCAUAAAACCGGCGGAAUCUGCUAGGAUUGAUGACAGUACGGAGCAAGAAUUCAAGAAUGCCUCUGUAACUGAAGUAGAAGACUGUGAAACUGAAGAUUUUACCAACACCGUUGAUUCUGCUAGCAUUGAUAAAAGUACGGAACAAGAAUCCAAAAAUGUCUGCGCGAUUGAAGAAGAAGCCCAUGAAACAAAAGAGCUUACAGAACCUGCUAAGGUUGAUGAUAACGCAGAACAAGAAUAUGGACAUGUUGCGUCUAUUGAAAUUGAAGACAGCGAAACAGAAGAACGUGUGAAACCUAUCAAAUCUCACAGUUUUGCUGAAUAUACGGAAUCAGAAACAGAAAGCACUCCAAUUGAAGUAGACGAUAGUGAAACAGAAGAACUGGCAGAACCAACCAAGCUUUCAAAGCUGGAUGGUGAUUCAAAACAAGAGUCAGAAAAUCCUACUCCAGUUGAGGCAGCAGAAGAACUUACAGGACCUACCGAGGCUACUAAGAUUUGUGAUGAACAUGAGUCAGAACAUGAAUCAGUGGACGGAACACCAAUCGAAGUAGAUGACAGUGAAAAAGAAAUAGUUGAAUAUUCGAAGAUUGUUGACAAUACGGAACCCGAAUCAGCUAUUACAACUUCGAUUGAAGUAGAAGACAGUGAAACAGAAGAAAUCACGAAAACGGUUGAAGCUUCAAAGAUUGCUGAUAAUACAGAACAAGAAUCAGCCAAUCCAGCUCCGAUCGAAGUAGGAGACAGUGAAACCGGCUACGACGAUGACGACGAAGUGUUUGAAAAACCCCCAGAAGCACAGUUUGCGACACCGGAAUGUGAACGAGUUUCUGUCAUCGUAGAUGAAGCAAAGCGGAUUAUGGCAGAGUGGGACGAUGAUAGCGAUGAGGAGGAGGAGGAAGAAGAGGAGGAGGAGGAAGAGGAGGAUGAGCAGGAGCAAGAAGACGAAGAGGAAGAUGAGGAGAUGAGUCAACCGUCGAAGGAAACCGAGCCUCAAGAAGAUAGUGUAACGAUGGGAAGGGUGAUUGCGGAGCGGGAUGAAGAGGUUCCAUUAGAAGCAGAACAGCGCAUAUCGGAAGGCCAGCGGGUGCCAGUGAUCCAGAAAAUCAAAUCAUACGAAUCCGUGAAAGCGGAUGACUCAAUGGUUGCGGAUGAGCAGCUAAAAAGGGAUGAGCUACAGGAAACGAAAGAACCAAUGGCAGCAUGUGAACCGAUGGAGACGGAUGAACCCGUCGCGGUUUUCAAUCCGCUUUCGCUACGUGACUUGACAAAUGCCGCCUUCGAAUGUUAUCGAGUCUUGUACGACUACCAGCGAGUUGCUCCCCUUCGAACGCUCUGCUACGAGUACUUACUGGCGAAUGGGAUGCUGCCGCAACCGCAGCCACUGCAGAAGCUUUGCGAGCAGUUCAUUUGCAGCAAUCGCCAUUUGUUCAUCAUCGAGGAGGUGAGGAAUGAGCCGCCACGAUUGCAGGAGCUUUGCCAGAAGGUGUUGAACGAAACGAACAUCAUCAUCGAUGUGAACGACUUCUGUAUCAUCAGCGAAGAAGCUGAACAGGAGAAAACGGAGCAAGGAAGGGUGUUUAUUGUCGAGGAUGAUCACGGAUCGAUUGAGGAUCUGUUGAGAGAAAGCGAAGACGUUGAUGGGGAUGUUAUCGUGCUAUCGGAUGAUGUUGGCGAUGAGCAUGAGAUAUUCAUUGGCGGAGCUGCUUACGAAGAAGACGUGCAAGUCGUGCUGGAAAGCAACCAAUCGCUUUCCGAUAGCGAGAACGAAAUCUAUCGUAAUGUUGAACGUGAAAUCGAAAGGAUGAUGACCACGAGCUCAGAUGAAGAAGAUGAGGCAUCGAAGCGAUAUGUGGAACAAAUUGGUGAAGAGGAGUUGGACAAUGAGUUCUUUUCGUUUGUUGGCGAUGACGAAUGCAUCCAGUAUGAGGAAGUGAUCCCCGUCAACAAACAAGAACAUAGAAGGGAGAGCUUGAUAAGCGAACUUCAGGGAAAGUAUAUGGUCCCGAAGGGGAGAAGCUUGACCAGCAGGCUGAAGUUGUUGCGAAAAUACGUCUACUAUCAGCGAUUUAUCAAGACGAGGGACCACGGGAUGCAGUCCAAGCGGAAGUUUUUCAGUCGAAAGCUCUACUGUUUGCGGAGGAAGAUUGAAGCUAUGCGAAGAAGCGUGAGCGUUAGUGUUAUCGAUGACGAUAGUGACACUAAUGACAGCUCGUUUUCGGGCAUCAGUAGUUCAAGCAGCAGUAGUAGCAGUAGCAGCAGCAGUUCAUCUGGAUCUGCCAGUGGCAACAGUUCGGAAAGUGAAGAAGCUGCAGCAACAGAAACAGAGACAAUGGAGCGAUCAAGUGGGCAUGUUUCAGAGGAUUCCUCCAGUCAGUCCAGUAGGUCUUCUGUUGGCGAACGCUUGAUGGAAACUAAUAACAACCAACUAGAUUUAAGAACACUAACCAAACCGGCCAAGAUAGAAUCUCAGCAGAUUGCCAAAGAAGAGGACAAUAGCAGUAAUAGCUCGGAUAGCAGGUCACGAGGGUUUGUCCGUAGAUCGGCCAACAUCUCACCUCUAGUGAAGAAGAAGAAACUGAGUUUCGAGGAGAGUUUGCUCAGCAUAGAACAGAUGUACAAAAAGACCAACAGUCCAACGCAAUCAACGAGUAGUCCAAGCAAUUCUAGCUCUUCAUCUCCUGUUCCCGUGAGGUCACGAAUCUUCACCAAAGCCAACUGCGGCCCGAACGUAGUUGUUAACGUUAACAAUAAUCGCGAAGCACCGAGGAAGCUCAUCAUUCCGUCGUACAAAAUCUUCAACCAAGACCUUAUCGACCCAAGACCCACGCCUACGACUGAAACCGAACCGUCGAGACCAAGCCGGCAGCCGAUCAGACGACGAAACAGCAGUGUCGGAAGCAGCAGCAGCAGUAGCACCGGCACCCGGUGUCAUCUGGUCAACUGCACCCAGCGAAGUAGCGGCUUGAUUCGCGUAAACUACCCGAACAAGCCUGCGAAUUCCGGCAAGCCUACUGCGACCAGUCCAUCCAAUGGUAGCAACACCAUCGCCACGCGAUCGCCUUCGAUCCCAGCAGACUUUGUUGAUCGGCGCGUACCGUACGUCCGGCUGGAGCGAAUCGAUUACGUCGAGAAACUAGCGGAACAGUAUCGGCAACAGCAGCGGCAGCAGCAACAGCGCCACCAACAGGAACAGUUCGCGAAACUGCGGCAACGGCGGAAGUCGACCUUCUCGUAAUGGGUUGGUCGUCAAAUCACGUGCGUGUUUGCGUGUCCGAAUGCCUUAUCAAAGGCCACUUGUUUUGGAUCGUACACAGGGGUGGUGGAGAGCAAUUUGAUGUUGUUGUCACGUUUGUUUGGGCGAUGGGCGAUCGGGUACACGCAGGGAAGGUAGAACUGUUCAAGGGCGUUGUUAGGGAAAAGCAUCAUCGGAAUGGGUGGUGCGGAAAAUGGGAUCACUUUUCCGGUUGACCGUCUGUCUGUCUGUCUGUUUGUCUGUCUGUACGAUUAGAUGAGCAUGACGUGCCGGUGAGCGGUUUUAAAGCUCGAAGGUAAUUUGUGGAUCGCAGUAGUCGGUGCGAUGUGCAGUGGUUAUGCGAGACCUCGGUAGGCGUAGUAAAAACAUAGUGGUUAUGGUCAGUUAUUAGUCAAGGGUUACUAGAUGAGGAACGACGUGGUUGAAAUGGUUAAAAAUUUUCAAUUAUUUACCAUAUAUUGUCGACAAUUAGGUGGUAAUUACUUCCAGCAAUUUCUUUGGAAAUUCCUUUGUUAAUUACUGUGGAUAUUCUGUCGGUAACUACUUUGAGUAUAGCUUUGGUAAUUCCUUCAAAAAUUGUUCGGGCAAUUCCAUCAGAAAUUGCUAUUUGAAUUUCUGCAGUCUUUAUUUUUAAAAUCCCAUCCAUAAGGUAUGUCGAUAGAAAUUGCAAAUUUAUAUGACAACUACUUUGGACACAUCUUCGAUAAUAACUUUUGAAAUUAUUUUGAAAAAUUCGUGCGGUGUUUUGUUCAAAAAGCAUUGUUCUUUGCUGAUGGAUACCUCAAUACCAUUGGUAAUUAUUUCGUAAAACCUUCCUUUUGUAUUCGCUGAUUCCUUUGUAAAUUCUUUUGAAUAUUUUUUGGGCAUAUUAUUUGGCAUUUUUUCGGGAAUUCCAACGGCUAUUAUAAUAGAAUUUGAUCCAGGCUUCCUCCAGGAAUUUAUCCUGGAGCUCCUCCAAGAACAACUGUUUGAGUUUGCCGUAAAUUGCUAGAGAAGUUGAUUCGGAAACUAUAUCAAAAGUUUCUUCAAGAAACCACUUCUAAAGUCGAAUUUCCUGCGGCAUUUUUUUUUAAUUUUAAAAUUCUCCGGCUUUUUUUUAUUCCUUUGAUAUUUUUAUAUCAGCAACUACUUUGUAUUUUCUUCCAACUAUUUGUUUGGAAAUUCCAAGGAAAUUCUCACAGCAAUCACUUUGGAAAUUUCUUUAAGAGUUUUUACGCAUUUUUUCGAUUUCGAAUCUACAGGAAUUCUUUCAGAAAGAGUUCCGAAAAUUUACCGAAAGAGGAAUUAUUUUCAAAAUUUUCCUGGGGUUUCUUAAAAUAUUUUUUCAAGGCCUUCACCGGGAAUUGCUCUGGACUGUUUCCAAGAGAUUUCCUGAAAUUCAUCCUAAAACUAUUUAUUACAGGAGUUUCUCCGUGAAUUUAUUCAAGUUACGAAUUCCAUUAACAUCGUUAAAAAAAUUCUGAAAAUUCAGCCCAAAUUUUCAUUUUUUUUUUAUUUUUAAGAAAUUUCUCUAGAAAUAUCCCCACUAAUUAUUCAGAAAAUACCUACAUCGAUUUUGGGAGUAUUCAUUCAGCAAUUUCUUUGGGAAUUGUUUCGGUAAUUUCAGAAAUUUCUAUGAGAAUGAAUAUGGAAAUAUCAUCGAUAAAGGCUAAUGAAAUUAUUCCAAGAUUAUGGUGUUUCUUUUGAAAAUUUCUCCAGCAUUAUCUUCGGUAAUUCCUUUCAUGAUCGAUUCAACAAUUUCAUUGGCAAACGAUUCAGUUCUUCACUUUGGAAAUUCCUUUGAAAAUUGUUUUGUGAAUUUCUUUGGCCGUUUUUUUUAGAAAAUCUAAUGGCACUUUUUUUCUAGGAAAAGUGUCGAUUUUUCCAUGAAUUUGUGUAAUACUUCUUUCGAAAAUUUAUCCUGGGAUUUCUUCGAGAACUUCUUCGUGAGUUUUCUAGAACUGCUAAAGAAAGUUUAUCCAGAAAUAAUACCAAAAGUUCCUGCCAGAAACUUUUCUAGAGUUCCUUUGGGAAUAUCCUCCAAAGUUACCCUGCAAUUCAUUAGAGAGGUCUCAAACAGUUUGUCUUGGGGUUUCAAUAAAAAGUUGUUCCUGGAAUUUUUUCAAGAGUUCCUCCGAAAAUUUCUACGAAAGUUCAUCCGACGGUACCUGCAUGAGCUUUUUCAUUUUUUGGACACACAUUUUUCGGAAUAUUCGUCAGGAAUUCUUUCAGAAGUUUUUCCGGUAAACUUCCCUAAAGAGAAAAUACUUUCGAAGUUUUCUGGGCAUUUUUCAGAAUAUUUUUUUCAAGACUAUCAACGGGCAUUUCGCCUGGGAUGUUUCCAAGAGAUUCCCUGGAAUUCCUUUCAAAAUUUUUGCAGGAGUUUCUCCAUGAAUUUAUUCAAGUGGCAAAUUUCAAUAACAUCGUCCAAGGGUUUCUGAAGAGCCACUCCUAUUUUGCAAAAGUUUUUUGAAUUUCGUAGAAGGUCAUCCAGGAAUCAUCCUCAUAAUUUUUUUUAAAAAAAAUUGAUCGUUUUUGGGAGAGUUCGUUCGAAAAUUUCCUUGGGAAUUGUUUCGGCAACUUCCGUGGAAGUCCUGUUUUUUUAUUUAUUUAGACAAAUAAAUUGGUAUUUCUUCUCGAAUUUCCUUCAGCAAUUUCUUCUGAUUUUUUUUUCUUUUUUUUUUUAUUCCUUUGGUACUUUUUUGUUUUUGAUUCUCUUCGGAUAUUUCAUUAGGAGCUUAUUAAGAAAUUCAAUCGGCAAUUACUUUUUGAGAUUUUCCAGCAAUUUCUUUAGCAAUUUUCUUUGGAAAUUAUUUCUGUAAUUCCUUUGGGAAUUCAUUGCCAAUUACUGUGAAAACUAUGUCAGUAACUGCUUCAGAAAUAGCUUCGGUAAUUCUUUUGGAAGUUGUUGAGGCAAUUUCUUCGGAAAUUAGUUUUUGUUGAUUUGCAACCUUUAUUUUGAGAAUUUCCUUGAUAAUUUGUAUCGAACGGAAUCGGAAAUUUCUGUAAAAACUAUUUUGCAAACACAUAUUUUCGACAAUUGCCCCAUUUAUUUUUUGUUUUUUUUUUUAUUUUUUUCAGAAUUAGCUUUGAAAACUUCUCCAGCAAUUCCUUCGAUGAUGCGUUCACCAAUUUCAUAGAAAAUUUUGUUGGAAAACGCUGCGCUUGUUAACUUUGCAAGUUCCUUUGUAUUCAUUGAUUGCUUUGGAAAUUUGUUUUGAGAAUUUCUUCGGCCAUUUCUUUGGAAACUUCCAUGACCAUUUUUAGAGGAAAAGUGGCGUUUUUCCAUGAAUUUGUUCAAAACUCCAUUCCGAAAUUUAUCCUAGAAUUCAUCCGAGAACUUCUUCGUGAGUUGACUGUGAGCUGUUAUAGAAGUUUAUCCGGUAAUAAUAUGAAAUAAUCUUCCAGAAACCUUUUCUAGAGUUCCUUUAACUAUAUUCUCAAAAUCUCCCCUGAAAUUCAUUAGAGGUUUUCAUAAGUUUGUCCCAGUUUUUAAAAAGGAAUUACUUUAGAGUUUUUUCCUGAAAUUUCUGCAACAGUUUCUCCAAGAAUUUCUAUGGAAGUUUAUCUGUCCAAAAGUCUUUUGAGAGUUUGUUCGCAACUUUCUUCGAAACUUUCUUCUGGAAUUCUUUCAGAUGUUUUUCGGAAAAUUUUCCCACGGUGCUCUUUAGGCUUUGGUUUUAAAGUUUUCUGUAGGUUUCAUAGAAUAUUUAUGCAAGGUGAUCACUAGGAAUUUCUCUGGGAGUUCCUCCUGGAAUGUUUGCAAGAGAUUUUCGAAAAUUCCUUUUAAAGUUCUUGCAGGAGUUUCUCCAUGAAUUUAUUGAAGUAACGAAUUCCAUUAAAAUCAUCCAGUGGUUUCCAAAGAUUUACUCCAAUUUUGCAGAAGUCUUUUGAACUUCUUAGAAAUUUCUCUAGGAAUUAUCCCAAUAAAAAUAUUCAGAAAAUACAACAUUUUUGUGAAAAUUCAUUCAGAAAUUUCUUUGGUAAUUUAUGUGAAAGUCCUCAUUAAAAAAAGAAAUACCAAAAGUAUUUCUUCUGGGAUUUUCUUCGGCAAUGUAAAUUGAAAAUUUCAUCAGGAAUUCAUUGAGAAAUUCUUCAUAGCUUAGGAAAUAUCUUCGUUAAUGGCUUAUGACAUUAUUUUGAAAAUUCCUGGAAAGUUCUCCAGCAUUUCCUUCGGCAAAGGAUUUGAUGAAUUCAGCAGUUUCAUUGAGUUUUUUUUUGCAAAUUCUUCAGUUAUUUACUGAGAAUUUCUUUGGCAAAUUGGGAAUUCCUCCGGCCAUUUUUAUAGGAAAAGUGAUGUUUUUUCAUGAAUUUCUUCAAGACUUCCUCCGGUAAUUUAUCCUACAGUGCCUCCGAGAACUUCUUGAUGAGUUUGUCGUGAACUGCUUAAGUUUAUCCGAAAAUUACAUCAAAAGUUCCCUUCGAGAAUGUUCUCAAAAGCUCUCUGGAAAUUCAUUCGUGGGGUACCUGAGGAUUUGUCCCGGAUUUUCUCAAUGGAAGUUGCUUUAUAAUUUGUUUUCUGGAAUUUCUUCAAGGGUUCCUGCAUUUGCUCUUCCGAGAUGAUCUUAAAGAGCUUUAACGCAAACUUCUUCAGAUUUUCCACAGGAAAUUCUUUUAAAAUUUAUUUUGAAAAUUUCCCUACGAAGUUCUUUAGCAAUUACUUUUUAAGCUUUCAGGCGGUUUCUCAGAAUAUUUUUUUUUUCAAAACUAUAACCGGCAAUUUCAUCAGUUUUUCCAGGAAUGAUUUCAAGAGGUUUCCUGAAAUUCCUACUAAAAUUCUUGCAGGAAUUUCUCCAUAAACAAGUAACGAAUUCCAUUAAAAUCGUCCCUUGGGCAUUGUUUCAGUAAUGUCUGUUAAGGUCGUCAUUUUUUUUGGUGAGAAACAAUUCCAUUUUUUUAGAAUUUCCUUCGACAAUUUACUCUGAUUUUUUUAUUUUCCUCGGUAGUUUCAUUAAGAGUUCAUGGAGAAAUUGCCUUUUAUUUUGAGAAUUGAAUCGAAAAUUAUUACGACAAUUCUUUCGGAUUUUCUUUGAGAAAAAAUUUGAAGGUAUCUUCGAUAAUGGCUAAUGAAAUUAUUUCAAAAAUUCCUUCAUUGUUUUUUUUUUAAGUUCUUCAGCAUUUCCUGCACCAAUUCCUUUGAUGAAGGAUUUAUCAAUUUCAUUGGAAUUCGGUUUCGAUUAUUCAUUGGUAGAUUCCUUUGAAAACUCUUUUAGAAAUUUAAUAGGCAAUUCCUUUGAGAUCUCUUAAGGCCUUUUUUGAAGGAAAAAAGGUUUUUCCGGAAAUCCAUCCUAAAAUUCCUCCAAUAAUUUCUUCAUGAGUUUGCCGAAAAAAAUACAUCAAAAGUUUCUGCUAGAGUUCCUCUGAAAAUAUCACCAAAAGUUUCCCGAAAAUUCAUUUGAGAGGUCCCGAGUUGUUCGCGAAAAUUUCUUCAGAAAUUUUCCCUGGAUUUUUUUCAAAAGUUCCUUCGGAAUUUUUUUCCUGUAUGAGCUUCUCCGAGAAGUUCCUUUUAAUAGUUUGUACGCAACUUGUUUUCUCGGAACCUUAUACAAUUCCUGUAAGAUGUUUUUUUUUUUCUACACGUUUCUCCACGAGCUUCUUCACAAAGUAGUUUCAGAGGUUUUUGUUGGUUUCUCAAAAUAUUUUUUCAAGAAUGUCACAGGGAUGGGAAUUUCUUCGGAAGUCAAUCCAGGAAUGCAUUCAAGAGUUUCUCCGUGAACUUCUUUAAAAGUUCUUUUGUGAAUUCCUUAGAUAUUUCUUGAAAUAAUUCACUUACGAGGUCUUUUAGCGGUCCUUCAGAAGUUCCUUAAAGAGUUUCUCAAAAAAUCCUUUAGUAGUUCCUUCUCGAUGUUUUUAAAAGUUUCUCCAAAUAUUUAUCUGAAAUGUUUUCUUGGAUUCCUUUCAAAAGUUUCCCCAUUUCUUCUUUCUUAUUCUUUCAGGAGUUUUCUUCCUCCGUGAAUUCCUCCAGGAGUUUCUUCGGAAAUUACUUCGGGGAUUUGGAGAAUCCUUCACAUAUUCUUAACAUCCUGAGAUUCUUACAAAGUACCAUUUUGGUUUCAGGAGGUAAAUUCAAGUUUUUACUCUGGAGUUUCAUCAAAAAUUAAUUCAGAAGCUUUUAUAAAAAUACAUUUAAGGAUUCUUUGAAAAAAAAUGUAGAUUUUCUAUGAAAUAUCCUUUAGGAAUUUUCUUCAAAAACUGUACAAAAGCCUCUUAAAAUGUAUUCAAGGACUAUUCAGAGCAACCCUACUACCCUAGCAAAAAUAACUGUGGAUUUUCUUUUACAAAAGUUUCUAAGAUCUGCACCUUAAAAACUCUCAAAAGUUUUCCAAGAAUGAAUCCCUUUGCCAUGAUUUUUCCUGAAACUCUUCAAUGCGAUUUUGAUUUGCAUUGACUUUUCCAGAUUUUUUUUCUUAAAAGUGUUUUCAGAUAUUUCUUUCAAAUUUAGUCGUUGUUCAGGAAUCUCUCACAGAUUUCAUUUAGGGCCAUUUCUUACUCUCAAAAAUGUAUUAAAGAAUUGGUCUCGAGAGCUUUCACAAGAAUUCUCCUCAAUAUGAAAGAAUCUUCAGAAGGAGUCCCUAGAAGAUCUCUUCCAGCAGAAAUUCUAGAUGGUCAUCUUAAUGGAAUUCCAGAUGGAACUCCUGGAGGAAUUCCAGUACUUCCGAAAGAAUUCUCAAAUGAAAUAUUGAAAAGGAGAAACUUCUGAAAGGAAUCCCUUAACAAUUCCAGGAGAAAUAAGUGAAGGAAUUUCUGAAAAAAAGAACCUCCUGAGGGCGUAGGAAAGCCCCGGAAAAUGCCGAAAGAUUUCCUGAAGAUACUUUCAGGAGAAAUCCUCGAAGGAACUUCCGAAAGAUUUCUCCUGGAAACUUACAAAAACAAAAUCUGAUGGAGCUUCUGGAAUAGAUCACGAAAGAACUUCCGGAAGAACUUCCAUAAGGCAUUGCCAGAGGAGUCCCUGAUGGAGUUCCUACAGAAAUUUUGGGGUAAACUCCUAGAGGAAUUCCCAGUGAAACUCCUAGAAGAACUCCCAGAGGAACUUCUAGUGAAUCUCCUUGUGGAACUCCAAGAGAAACUCCCACUAUAAUUCAUAGAGGAAUUCCCAGUGGAACACCGAAAGAAAUUUUCGAUAAAAACUUUCAGAAACUCCUAGUGAAACUUCUAGAGGAAUUACCAGCAGAACUUUUAGACGAAUAUUCUGUGGAUCUUAUAUAAUAAUUCUCGAUUGAACCUCUAGAGAAAAUCCCACUGGAACUCCUAGAGGAACUUCCAGCAGAAUUUUUAGAAGAAUUCCCAGUGCAACUCCUAGAGGACUUGCCAAAGGAACUCCUAGAAGAGUUUCAAUUGAAACUCCUAGCGAAACUCCCAGUAGCGUUCCUGGAGAAAUUCUCUGUGCAACUCCUAGAGAAAUUGUACAGGAACUUCUCACAGAUUUCAUUUAGGAACAUUUAUUUCCUAGAUGAUAUAUUGAAAAAUUGGUUUUGAAAGCUUUCGAAAAAUAUUCCACAUUACAGGAGGAAAGAAUCCCAAACAAGAGAGGUCUCCCAAAAAAAUCCUAGGUGAUAUUCCUGAGGGAACUCCUGGAGGAACUUCUGAACUUUCAAAAGAAUUCUCGGAAAAUAUAUUGGAAGAGAUUGCUGAAGAACAGCUGGAAGAAUUUCCGAAGGAGUUACUGGAUUAGUUCUCGCAGGAACUUCUGGAAGGAUUACCGGAUAAUUUACUUCAAGAAGUCAUAGUAGAAAUUUUGGAAAAUUGCUAGAAAAACUUGAGGAGCGAUUCCCGAAGAAACUUCCAAAGGAAUCCCUGGUAGAUAUUCUGAAAAAAAAAUCCUAGAAACGUCUGAAAGAAAACUCUGAGCAGUUCUAGGAAGAUUACCUGAAGGAAUUUCUGAAAAAAAAUCCCAAAGUGCGUUUAAAAAACAAUUUUUCUCGAAGAAGUUCCGGAAAAGUAUCGAAACAUAUCCCGGAAAAUUUUCCAGAAGAAAUCUCGGGAAAUUGUUCCCAAAAAAUACCAGAGGACGUUUAGAGAAAAAAAUUAAAUAUGUCUCGAAAAAGUUCCAGAAAAGUGGCGGAAGAUUUCUCAGAAAAAAAUACGGAAGAAAUUUCGGGAAAUUUUUCUCAAAAAAUUCCAGCAUAAUUUGCUGAAGAAAUAUUGAUAAACAAAGUGCUUGAUAAAGAGAGAACUUCUCGAAGAAUCACCGGUAGGGAUUCUGAAACAAAUCUCUAAUCAGUUCCAGGAAGCUUACUGGAAAUAAUUUCUGGAAAAAAUCCCAGAGAGUGUUGAGGAAAGACAAUUUCGCAGAAAUCUCCGAAAAAUGCCGAAAGAAUUCCCGGAACAUUUCGAAAGAAAUUUCGUGAAAAUAUUCUAAAAAAAUAACAAAAUAAUUUGCUGGAGCAAGUUAAAAACACACAAUGCUUGAGAAUUUCCCAAAACAAUUUGUGAAGAAACUCCCGUAACUACUUCCGAAGCAAUUCCCGAAACUUCCAGAAUAAUCCCGGGUAGACAUUCUGGAAGAAUUCCCUGAGCAGUUCCAGGAAGAUUACCUAAAAUAAUUUCUGGAAAAAUUCCCAUAGGACGUUAAAAAAAAACAAAUAUUUCUCGAAGAAGUUUCUGGAAUGGGCCGGAAAAUUUCCUGGAAAAUUUUCUGGAAGAAAUUUCAAGAAAUUAUUCCCGAAAAAUGUCCAAAGAAUUUGCUAAAAACAAAAUGUUUUAGAAAUUCUCAAAACUAUUGUUGAAGAAACUCUCGUAACUACUUCCAAAGCAAUUCCUGAAAAAACUUCUCGAAAAAUUUCCGGUAGACGUUCUGAAAGAAAUUUUUGUGGAACUUUUGAAAGAAAUCCCUGAGCAGUUCCAGGAAGAUUACCUGAAGGGAUUUCUGGAAAAGUUUCCAAAGUGCGUUUAGGAAAAAAGAAACAAAUAUUUCUCGAAGAAGUCCCUGAAAAGUGCCAAACGAUUUCCCGUAAAAAAAAAUCCGGAAGAAAUUUUGGGAAAUUAUUCUUAAAAAAUACCAAAUCAUUUUGCUGAAGCAAUUUCAAAAAACAAAAUGCUUGAGAAAGAAAGAACUUCUCGAAGGACAUUCUGAAAGAAAUCUCUGAGCAGUUCCAGGAAGAUUACUGGAAAGAAUUUCUGGAAAAAAUCCCAGAGUGUUGAGUAAAAAAAUCUCGAAGAAUGCCGAAAGAUUUCCCGGAAAAUUUCCAAAAGAAUUUUCGUGAAAUUAUUCUUAAAAAAAAUACCAGAAAAAAAUGUUGAAACAAGUUCAGGCAACAAAAUGUUUGAGAAAUAUCCAAAAAAAAUGACGAAUAAACUCCUGUAACUACUUCCGAAGAAAUUCGCACAAGAACUUCCAGAAGAACCAUCAGUUGGCAUUUUGAAAGAAUUCUCGGAGGAGCUUCUGGAAGAUUUCGAUAAGCAGUUCCUGGAAGAUUACCUAAAGAAAUUUCUGGAAAAAUUCCCAGAGGGCGUGUAGAAAAAAAACAUAUUUCUCGAAGAAGUUUCUGAAAAGUGCCAAAACAUUUCCCGGAAUGUAUUUUCAAAAAAAAAGAACUUGCUGAAACAAAAUGCUCGAGAAAUUGUAACUACUUUCGAAUGACUUCCCGAAAGAACCUCCAGAAGAACUCUCGGUAGAUAUUCCGAAAGAAUUUUCGGAGAAACUUCUGAAAAAAAUCCCUAAGCAGUUCCGAGAAGAUUACCUGAAGGAUAUUCUGGAAAAAAUCCCAGAAGCCGUUUAAAAAAAAAACAAAUAUUUCUCAAAAAAGUUCCAGAAAAGUGCGGAAAGGUUCCCCAGAAAAAAAAACGGAAGAAAUUUCAGAAAAUUAUUCUCAAAAAAUAACAAAAUAACUUGCUGUAGCAAUUUCAAAAAACAAAAUGUUUGAGAAAGAUAGAACUUCUCGAAGAAUCACCGGUAGACAUUCCGAAAGAAAUCUCUGAGCACUUCCAGGAAGAUUACUGGAAGGAAUGUCUGGAAAAAUCCCAGAGGGCGUAAAAAGCAUUACUAAAGAAUUCAAGAGGAAAUUAUCUAAAAGAAAUUACGGAAAACAAAUUUAAAAAAAAAUUCUGAAGGUUUCCAAAGGAAUUACCAGAUAAAUAACCAAAGGAGUUUGAAAAGAAACUUCCAGUGGCUUUGCCUAAUCAAAUACCCAAGGGAUUACGGAAGGAAUUUUGAAGGGACUGCUGGAGGAAUUUCUGGGAAAAUUUUAGAAAAAAUGUCAAAAUAAUUUCCAAAAAAAAAACACCGAAAGAUUUGCUGAAGCAAGUUCGUGCUCGAGAAAUUUCCAAAAGGAUUGACGUAGAAACUUCCGUUAUUACUACCGAAAGAUUUGCCGAUGAAAUGUUCACAAUUAACAAUAAGUUAAUUCCACCGAAGCCGUCUAUAAAGGCAUUAUCGAUGAAAUUUUCAAAGUAUUUGCCGGGAGAUUUUUUGAAGAAGGUGUUACUGAGGGAUUUGCCAAAGCAAUUAUGGUAGCAAUUACCAAGAAAUUGCAAAAAAAGUAAUUCCAUGAAGAAUAACAAACGGUCAUGAUAUCAUUAAUCAGCGUUAUAAUAACAAGCCAAUACCGAUUUAUGGUUUUCAUGUCAUUUCGUUCAUGACAAUGGGAGAUUUUAAUCGGUGACGGCAUUCGAAAAUGCAUGUCGGCAAGGAUCUGUUGAUAAUAAUGAUCCCUAUACAUUUAAAAUCGAUGAUUACACAACUGAUUUUUGUUAUGACCAUCAUCAAGCCACAACAAAUGUGACGAAAUUCAAAACAACCCUCAACGCCUUUGUUUAGGAUUGUUUUCCAAUGCAUCAGCUUCUCACACAGCGGGUUAUUAUCAUCACUCCCUCAUUCUCUCUCUCCACAUUCUCAACCACGUGCGUCGCCCUCUUUAUCGUUGAGAUAACGCCAACCACUCUCUCACAAACCGGUUUCGCUCUGAGCAGGAAAAAACAUUCGAGCACAUCCAAUCCCCUUGGCAUAACGCGAUCAGCGUUAUAUCUGUGCGUUACCACCGUUCCGAUGUUGAGCUGAGACAACAACCAUCUCCGUUGCAUUCAACAUAUUUCAUUAUUCGCCAAAAGUGUGCGUUACAUUUUGUUACGUUUUACUAUACAUCGCGUGAUUUCAUAAAUCAUUGUCAAAUCAAAUUUGAACUGCUUUUAUUUAAGUUACACUGUCGUAUAUUUGUACUGUAGACCAAUCUAGUUAAGUGUUUUAAUGUGGUUGAAAGUUUUUAAGUUUUUCUUUUGUAGAACGAUUUCAUGGCUAAAAUUAAAUAAUAGUUAUUGUUUUGUUUGGGCAGUUCAUUAGGCGUUACUUUCCAUCUAGUCAAUAGAAGAAUUCAGUUUAGCAAAAAGCAAAAACAUUAUAGCUAAGGAUUUACCAAACGAGAGAAAACUUAUUCUUACUCGAUUACUGUGGUGUUUUAUCUGAUUUAGCAUUAGACGUAGGUUAAAAUACACAAACACAAACACACACACGAACACAAUCACAAGCCAAGUUGAAUAGUACAUUCCCGGUUUUAACGAACCCCUUAGCAAGUAAGUUUUUAUAUGUUACUAGGUUUGAUUGUACACUAUUCCCCCUCCUUAAACCACCAGAAUUAGUUUUAACUCACCGAUUAUUGUAAUCACCCUCUAGCUAUUACCGUGUAAAACUACCGUUUGUUUAUAAUAUGUGUUGAAAGCAUAUGUAAUAAUCCUAGAAGUGCGUGGGCUACAUCAUAAAAACCAACCAUUCACGAUUGGAACAGGCUUUUUAGGGAAUACCUACUUUUCUUCAGGAAGACUAGCGAACGAACCAAGUGCGUAAGAAUCGAAUACAACACACUGAAUUUUAGUGCCUUGACAUACUUUUGAUAAAACAGAAGCAGUAAUAAUCACAAAAAUACAUACACGAAGAAAAGAAAAAAACGCAGAUAUUAGAGCAUUCACCAAAAAGCAAAGAAAAAAAACAUAAAUGGAAGUAUUUUGUGUGUGCAAGUAGCUUUUUUCUACAAAAUAUGGAUACGAAAAUAAAAAGAGAGAGAGAGUAACAUAAAUUGUCGAUAUUUACGAUAUACACAGCAACUUUACAAACAAACCCUAAGAAAUGUGUCGCUUGAUAUCAAAGAUUGAAACGUUGUGGCAUUUAUCUAUUGGUCGUCGAUGGUCGUAUUUAUUGAAGCUAAAGCUGGAGUCCUGAUCGGCGUUUAUUUGAUCCCGCAAAAGGGCAAGGUAAUUUAUUACGGAAGAAAAAAAAAGUCGAACAGAUCAGAAAGCCAUAGAAAAUCGAAGAAAACAACAAAAAAGUUUAAGAAAUAAGGCAAAAGAAAAGCAAACGUGAGUAUUGUAUCUAUUUUUAAAUGUCAAUGUAAGACUAUUGUUUGCAAACAAAAGACAAAAAUGGAAAAAUAAAAAAGUUUUGUUUUUGAAUGUUGGUUGAAA
Aedes albopictus (Asian tiger mosquito) is the source of this 25796-nucleotide messenger RNA. RefSeq lists its product as uncharacterized. The transcript has 3 exons. The coding region runs from base 6057 to 13409 and encodes 2450 amino acids. The record is from RefSeq and is a predicted model, not a curated record. Lineage: Eukaryota; Metazoa; Arthropoda; Insecta; Diptera; Culicidae.